AUGACUGCUGUUAUGGAUUCUACUGAUAUACAGGUAUCUGAUGAUACAACAACACUUUUAGAUUGGUUAUCUUCGCAAAUUUUCCCCAUCUCCGGUCCGCAAGAACUCAACAUACCUUUGAGAAUACGAAAUAUAACACGAAACACGGCCGACAGCCAUAUUUACUUGCCAAUAUUUCAGAGACUAUUGUAUUCUCUUGCAUCAAACUUAGAAAGUCAAUAUGAUGGAAAUGUCAUGGCAUUUUUCAAAUGUCUGGAAUCGUCAACAACUAAUCUCAACUUAAUCUAUAUUUUCUUUAAAUUUAGUAAUAACGACAUAAUAUUACUCAAAAGAUCCGAGUUCUCCAUAUACCAAGAUUUUAUCCAAUCUAUCUGGGAUGACUUGAUUUCACUUUUUUCCGAAAACCAUAAAUCUUCCGAUCUUUAUCUUGUUUCCAAGAUCCUGAUGAAAAUUAACUUGUUUGACGAAUUGGAUAACUUUAUCUUUCAGCUUUCGAAAUGCAGAAUUAUUCACAAGAUAAACAACAUGUACGAUGUUCAGCCUAUAUAUGAGUCCCUCAAAACAUGGAUUAUCAAUGAUUUAUAUUUGUCCUUCGAAAGCUUAGUCUCUUUCAAAAACUCAAAAGUGUUUAAAGAUUGCUUACUUUUGAUAGCCAAAAAUCAUUUGAUAUCUAAACGAACAAAUCAGAUAUAUGACCUUGUUGAAAACUUCCCUUUCACGACUGAAACAUUGAAAGAAUUCAAUGUAUGUCUCAACAAAACAAGCCAGAAAGAUUUACUUGUUGAACAAUUUAUUUUAAUGUUGAACAAAAAUUUAUUGCUACCCAGUAUUAAAACUACUGAUAUCAUUUUGUACUAUAUUAAAACCAUUCAUGCUCUUUUACUCAUUGACCAUAGAGGAGUUCUUUUGGAUAAAGUAGCAAGGCCUAUACGGUCAUAUUUGUGUAUGAGAAAUGAUACGGUGGAAAAAAUAGUAAAUGGUUUGCUAAGUACAGACCGAGAACAUAACAAAUUGAUCGAAUUGAAUGACGAACUCAAUAAGAAUUUAUUCCAUUCAACCAAUUCUGGAUCGAGUGUGGCAUCUUCAAGCUUGCAGAAGAGAACUUUGAAUUGGCAACCAGAUCCAAUCGACGCAUUACCAGAUUUUCAAGUGGGAAAAAUAGAUGAUACCAUUGACUCGCUAACAUCAAUUUUUAACGAUAACAACCUAUUCAUCAACCAAUUCGUCAACAUAUUUUCCGUAGACUUGCUAAAUAUCACGGACUACAACAUUUCUAAUAUCCUCAAAAAUUUGUCCUUGCUUAAAUCCAAAUUUUCGAACGAUGAUUUUAACAAAAUUGACAUAAUGCUAAAUGAUAUAGUGAAAAGCAAGUCUUUGGAUCUGAAAAUAAAUCAUGUUUUGCAAACAAAUAAUUCUAUUCAUGGAGUUUUUUUGAGUCAUCUAUACUGGCCAAAUUUAUCUUCCAACGUCGCUUUAUUCAAGUUUCCUCCAGCUAUUCAAAAUGAUCUAGCAGCAUACGAGCUUCGCUACAAGAAUUUACAAAAUGGAAGAAGUUUGAAGCUUCACCCUCAGAACACAAAAGCUGAUAUUGAUAUUGAAGUAAAUGGUGUAAAAAAAAGUUAUUUGGUGACAUUGGAUAAAUUAGCAGUGUUAAAUUUUAUAGACGAGUCUAAUCUCGAACCUGUCAAACUGGGUAUCAUAGUCAUGAAUUUGGGCAUGCCUCUUCAACUAGUAAAAACAAGCUUAGAAUUCUGGGUUACCGAAAAUAUUCUGGUUGAAUCAAACGGCGGUUGGAAAGUCAAUGAAUAA
Pichia membranifaciens NRRL Y-2026 is the source of this 1809-nucleotide messenger RNA. RefSeq lists its product as hypothetical. Bases 1 to 1809 code for a protein of 602 amino acids. The record is from RefSeq and is a predicted model, not a curated record. The transcript has a single exon. Gene Ontology annotation, molecular function: ubiquitin protein ligase binding. Gene Ontology annotation, biological process: ubiquitin-dependent protein catabolic process. NCBI's taxonomy places the organism in Eukaryota, Fungi, Ascomycota, Pichiomycetes, Pichiales, Pichiaceae. Gene Ontology annotation, cellular component: anaphase-promoting complex.